UUCGCGAUUCCCUUGAAUGCCUGUCAUUGAUAUCUUAAGUGUUUACCACUUCGAAUCUAAACCUCACUCCUCCAUUAGUUUAGUUCACGAUUCUUUGUCGACAUGAGGGCUGUUUAUUUGUUAGUUCUCUGUGCAAUAUUGGCUUUUUCUGCAGCUGAAACUCAGUUGGAGGAAAAUAAUGACCUCAGAGAAAUGUUCAAAAUGUUUGGAAUUGACUUGGAUGUGGAAAGUGGUGAUAUUCCACCUCAACCUCAACCCACCGAAAUAUCUCACAAAACUCAUAGAACUCACAAAACUCGUAGACCAACCGGCCCAACAACACCUUUAACCACUAGACACCCAUCAACCACCCCUCCUCCUACACCAUCAUCUACGUCGUACCCACCCUAUCCAACUCCGACCCCCUCUCCUGAACCUCCAAUGAAACUGAAGAAGAAGAAGGUAGUCACUGUCGAAGACUAUGAAGAGUCUUCACAAACACAUUCUCCCAUAACCAUAUCUCCUGAACCUCCAAUGAAACUGAGGAAGAAAAGAGUCAUUGUUGUUGAAGAUUUCGAGGCUGAUAGCGAUUUGUAAGUGUUUUUGGUUGUUUGGUGUUCAUUAUAUUGUGAAAUAGAAUGAUAAUAAUGUGAAUGAAAAA
Messenger RNA from Macrosteles quadrilineatus (aster leafhopper), 640 nucleotides. RefSeq lists its product as uncharacterized. NCBI's taxonomy places the organism in Eukaryota, Metazoa, Arthropoda, Insecta, Hemiptera, Cicadellidae. The record is from RefSeq and is a predicted model, not a curated record. Bases 103 to 576 code for a protein of 157 amino acids. The transcript has 2 exons.